Molecule: messenger RNA, 1894 nt
Organism: Nicotiana attenuata
Lineage: Eukaryota; Viridiplantae; Streptophyta; Magnoliopsida; Solanales; Solanaceae
Product: probable ADP-ribosylation factor GTPase-activating protein AGD5
Exons: 10
Coding region: 195-1679 (494 amino acids)
Molecular function (GO): GTPase activator activity
Source: RefSeq, a predicted model, not a curated record
UUUUGAAGCUAAUUUGGAAAAAAGUAUGUAAAUACAUAAUAAGCCAAUCAAAAACGAUAUUGCGAUUUCUCCUUUCAGUUAUACUCCUCGGCGGUCAUAUAAUCGUUCAAUUCAGAGAGAGAGAGAGGAAUUGGAUCGGCGAUUGUUUUCCUAUUUUUUCUCCAUUUCCGAACGUAGCUCCGACCAGCGCCAUUAUGAAUGAGAAGGCCAACGUUACAAAGGAACUCAAUGCCAAGCACAGAAAGAUUCUGGAAGGACUCCUUAAGUUGCCAGAGAACAAGGAGUGUGCAGAUUGUAAAGCCAAAGGUCCUCGAUGGGCAAGUGUGAAUCUGGGGAUUUUCAUAUGCAUGCAAUGCUCCGGAAUCCACAGAAGUCUAGGGGUGCACAUUUCAAAGGUUCGAUCAGCUACUUUAGAUACAUGGCUUCCUGAACAAGUUGCAUUUAUUCGAUCAAUGGGAAAUGAGAAGGCAAAUAGUUAUUGGGAAGCGGAGCUUCCUCCAAAUUAUGAUAGAGCUGGUAUUGAGAAUUUCAUCCGUGCAAAAUAUGAAGACAAGCGGUGGAUCCCUAAGAAUGGGAAGGAAAAAUCAUUUUCCAAGGUUCAAGAAGAGUUGACCACAGUGCAACGGCGACAACGUUGUGACAGAACUGUCCAUGAACACGCUACUAAAUCCGGCGGUUCAUCCAAUGAGCGAUUAAGCAUACAACGCCCUAGCAUAAAGCAAGAUAUACCUUCUGCUAGAUUCAAUAUACCUCUGCCUCCAAAAGCGCCAGAGCAAGUACGUCAAACCUAUGUUCCAAACUCUGAAUCAUAUAGUUCAACUCAUGAAAAGGUAUCUUCGGGUGUGGUUCCUCAGCAGACAAGUCAGAAGACACAACCAAUUGCAGUCACUGAAUCUGCAAAGCAGGUCGCAGAAGUUGUCGAUCCUCCUAAAGUAGAUAUUGCUACUGAUCUUUUCGACAUGCUUUCUGUGGAUUCUCCAAAUGACAAUGGCGCAAAUUCUGCUUCUGUAGAUGAUAACUCGUGGACAGGUUUCCUGUCUGCUCAAGAAGAAAUACAAGCAGCGAAAACUGGUGUUGCAAAAUCUGAUCAUCGGAAAUGCCAAUCUGCUUCUGCAAUUGAAGAUUUAUUCAAGGAUUCACCAUCAUUGUCAUCAUCAAUUUCAACUUCUUCCUUGUCAGAGAAGCUUCCAAAAGAUGUCAAAAAUGAUAUCAUGAGCCUUUUUGACAAGUCCAAUACGGUGUCACCAUUUGCUAUGCAUCAGCAACAACUUGCCCAGCUAGCUCAACAACAGUCUCUUCUAGUGGCUGCUGCCGCUGCUAGUGGCGCUUUAAAAAUCCCUGUGGAUGUUCAACAAGGACCAAAUGGCUCCAAUAUAGUGAAUCAAAGUUGGCCAAAUGUAGGCUACCAGUUCCCUGGAAUGACGAUGCCAGCCAAUGGAAAGACUGAAUUGGAGAAAUAUUUGCAGGUGGGCACUGUGGGAGCAACACAUUUAGCUGGAAACUCUGUGCCACUUUCAACAUCCAGUGUUUACCCAACGGGACAGAAUUCUUCGGGCAAUGGUACAGUCUCCUCUGUACCGAGCAGAGAUGCAACAACCACACUUUCAUCAAGUUCUACACAAUCAACAAAAGAGUACGAUUUCUCGUCUUUGACUCAAGGCAUGUUCUCGAAACGCUGAAAAGUUUUUGAGGAAGUAUACUAGUUUUUGGAUUAUAGUAUAAAAAUAGAGUUACUAACAUGAAAAUAGCUAUUCGGAGGUCUCUGUGUUACUAGGAAAUUAUAGACUAUUGUAAAGAUACAAUGUUCAGCUUUCUAUGGAUGAGUUGAUCAAUAUCUGUAGGUAGAAUAAUAAGAUGUUGAAAUUGAAUGGAAUUUUGGUCCUUUCCCUUCUGA